GGCAGUGCAGAGGAGGAAGGCUCCGUCCACAAAGCCCCAGCGCCGACCUCCUGCCUUGGCUGUCCUCCCCGGAGACGGAUGAGGGACCAGACCUGGGGGCAGCAGGUCCCAAUGGGGGGAUCUUGUUUCUGGAGCAAAUGAAGAGAAGAUUCCUCUUUGCAAUCUGCUGUUUCAGGGAAGGUUUUCCAGCAUGCAGCAGCAAGACGGGGAAAGGAAAGAGGAAAAGCUGGAGUCAGAGCCACCAGCAGCGAUGGGAGACGCAAGCCAAGGCACAGGUGGAGGGUGGGCAUGGGCAGCGGUGCUCCACUUCUUCCUGGUUAACGUGCUUGUGAUGGGAAUGCUCAAGACCUUUGGCAUUUUCUUCGUGGCUUUUCAAGAGGAGGUGGGGGGCUCCUCGGAGCAAGUCAGCUGGAUCGGCUCCAUCAUGUCCUCGCUGCGCUUCCUGGGAGCCCCACUGGUGGCCGUGGUCUGCAGGAGGCUGGGCGAGCGGCCGACCUCCGUCAUCGGGGCCGGCUUGGUCAGCGGCGGCUGCCUGCUCAGCACGCAGGCCACCAGCGUCCCCUUCCUCUGCGUCUCCAUGGGACUCCUCCUGGGCAUGGGGUUCUGCUGCCUUUACCAGGCAGCAGCGGUGAUGACGGCCAAGCGCUGCAGGACGCGGCUGGCUUUCUCCAACGCCAUCGCCCGCUCGGGAAUGGGACUGACGUUCCUGAUAGCGCCCUUCACACAGCUCCUCAUCGAUUCCUACGGCUGGCAAGGUACUCUCCUGAUUUUUGGAGGCAUCAUGCUAAACCUCGUGCCUUCCAGCAUGCUGCUGCGUCCCAUCAGCACCCAGCUGCCUCAACGCUCCUCUGCUAAAAAUCACGACAAUGAGUCUUCAGUGCCAAAAAAAGAUUCAGAAACCCUUGCUAGACAGCUGGAUGAAGCCCCUGACAGGGGAGUGCAGCUUGGCCACACACAGGACCUGCCCAUCACAGAGCAACCCGUGGCACACUGCAGUGGACACAUCUCUGGGCCGGCAAUUGCAGAGGUGUCGGAAGGGCUGGAGAAAGCCCCUGCAGACCACAGCUCACCAGAAACAGCCAGCGAGGCCAUGAGUAGCUGUAAACCCCUCCCAGCGACCAAAGAAGAAAAUCCACAGCCUCUCCUCGACUUUUCCCCUUUGAAGGAUCCCCUCUUCUGCAUUUUUACAUGGUCUUUUUUGUUCAGCCACUUGGCCUACUUCGUGCCCAUCUUCCACCUGGUAGCAAGAGCCAGGACGCUGGGCAUAAGCAGCAUGGAUGCUUCUUACCUCAUUUCAGUGGCUGGCAUCACAGAGACAGUCAGCCAACUUCUCUCGGGGUGGAUCGCCGACCAGAACUGGACCAAGAAGUACCACUACCACGCGGCUUACCUGGUGCUCUGUGGCAUCACCAACCUGCUCUGCCCUCUGGCGACCACCUUCCCGCUGCUCAUGACCUACGCUGUGGCUUUUGCCAUUUUCUGCGGUGGAUUCCUGGCUCUGGUGCUCCCUGUGCUGGUAGAUCUAGUUGGUGUGCCAAAACUCCACAGCUACUUGGGAUUUGCUUCCUUCUUUGCUGGGAUAGCAGCCGUCGGUGGACCUCCUCUAGCAGGGUGGCUGUAUGACUACACGCAGACCUAUGCCUGCUCUUUCCUCUUUGCUGGAGCCUGUGCUCUCAUCUCGCCCAUGUCCUUCUUCUUUGAGCCGCUGGCCCAGAAGUGGAAGCUAAAGGAAGCCAACCCGAGCAACGUCCCCACGCUGGGCUGAAGCUUUAAGGCAGCAGAAGCUUUGAAGAACCAGCUUCAUUGCACCUGCAACCAGACGCAGCGGCCAGCACAGACCUUCUGCACCCAAAGCUACCAAUGGCAGUGAAAUCAAACCAGGGAUUUUCAGAUGUCAGACUCACCGUUAGCAUUUCUAGAUGUUUCUGGUCCACGUGUGAUUAAAGCCACCUGAGAACCACGUAGGGUAACACACUGUUUGACAGGAAGGAACACAGCUGGCGGCCGGGGGGACGUGGGGGCUCUGCCAGCUCCCAGCUGGGGACAAGGGGCCUGGCAGCCCCCGGCCCCCCCGUGCUCUGCCCAGCACGAAGCUGCCUCGCCUCCAGGACAUGGCGGCCAGGAGCUCCCAAGUGCCAAAGCACAGGGGAAGGUUUCAGCUUAUUUACUCAGAUAUGACUAAUUAGCAACGGGGAGGGAUGCAGGGACACAGAUUGGUACAAGAGAUAAGGUUUUAACUUCCAACAGGAUGAGAAAAUCAGCUGGGCAUAGAAUAUCCUGAGUUGGAAUGAACCCAUACGGAUCAUCGAGUCCAACUCCUGGCACCGCAGAGGUCUACCCAAAAAUUCUGACCCUGUGACUACAUGCACAGUCCAAACGCUUCUUAAACUCCGACAGGCCUGGUGCCAUGACUGUGUCCCUGGGGAGUCUGUUCCAGUGGGCGACCACCCUCUCAGUGAAGAACCUCUUCCUGAUGUCCAGC
Molecule: messenger RNA, 2482 nt
Organism: Cygnus atratus (black swan)
Lineage: Eukaryota; Metazoa; Chordata; Aves; Anseriformes; Anatidae
Gene: SLC16A4
Product: solute carrier family 16 member 4
Exons: 9
Coding region: 191-1765 (524 amino acids)
Biological process (GO): transmembrane transport; monocarboxylic acid transport
Molecular function (GO): monocarboxylic acid transmembrane transporter activity
Source: RefSeq, a predicted model, not a curated record